Messenger RNA from Labeo rohita (rohu), 2387 nucleotides. Its product is annotated as ciliated left-right organizer metallopeptidase. Gene Ontology annotation, cellular component: cytoplasm; membrane. The record is from RefSeq and is a predicted model, not a curated record. Gene Ontology annotation, molecular function: metalloendopeptidase activity. Lineage: Eukaryota; Metazoa; Chordata; Actinopteri; Cypriniformes; Cyprinidae. The coding region runs from base 62 to 2032 and encodes 656 amino acids. The transcript is spliced from 15 exons. Gene Ontology annotation, biological process: proteolysis; cell adhesion.
CAAACAGAUACGCAAGUUUUCUUGUUCACCAUUUCCAAAUACAAGCUAAAGGACUGAUACCAUGCUGUUGAUCAUGCCUUUUGCACUUUGCGUUUCUAUUGGCAUAUUACUGCUGCCGAGGUUUCCAUGUACUUUGGGGAAGUGCAUCUUUGACCAAGUUCAGAGAUCAAUCAAAGUUGUGUCCCCGCCCACUGGUCAAUACGCCUUUGCUCAUCGGUCCUUGAGUGAAACUGCGUCACAGGAAAAUCCAGCCCCACGCAGUUCUAAACAUCAGAGAGCAGAAAGACGUGUGGAAUCUAUGACGGAUUUACAACCAAUCAGAAUCAAGGCCUGGAUCCCUUCGGAAAGCCCCGCCCUCACAGAAUGGGAGCGAGAGAGAUUAAUGAGCGCACUUGAUGAUGCUGUGAGCGAAAUUUCCAAUUUACUGUCAGUGAGGCGAGUUCCACAUAGUUUGCUGCUGAACAGAGACAUAAACAAAUACUGCAAAUUCAUCUGGAGAAACAGCAGCACUGUUAACCACAUGAAAUGUGGCAGAGCCAAUGAGAACUACAGAUUCGAGACCUGCCUUGGCGUAAUUAUGCCAGAUGAACACCUGAAUGGCUGUGCUGUUUAUCCACAUCCUGAGCAUCCAGACCCGACAGUGCUGAAGCCAGAGGGGACGGGAGUUGCUGACACCGACUUUCUGCUUUAUGUGUUUACUCACAGUACAGAUAAAUGUCGAGCAGAGUCUAGUAUACUGGCUUAUGCUGCUCACUGUCAGACAGAUUCAGAGGGACGUCCUCUUGCUGGAACUAUGAUCAUCUGUAGAGAGACACUCAGUAUGGAAAGAUACACACAUGAGCACUUUGUGCAGACAGUGAUCCAUGAGCUGUUCCAUGUGUUGGGCUUCAGUAAAGAUCUCUUCGGCCGAUGGAAGGAUUGUUCCCUCUCUUCUCAGGCUGGCAUUGACUGUUGGUCUCAUGGCCAGCUGACCAGCACAGAUGAGAUGGGCCAAGCUAGACUGUAUUCUCCUACUGUGAUCAGAGAAAUGCAAAAACACCUCAACUCUACCCACACUGACCUUGGAGCUCCAUUAGAGAACAAGGAUGCUGGUUCAGAUGGUCUCUCAUCACACUGGGAGGCUCGUGUGCUUCAGGGUUCCAUCAUGGCAGCUUUACUGGUGGAGCCGUCACUGAUACGCAUCGAUCCCAUCACACUCGCUGCCCUCCAGGACACAGGCUGGUAUUCAGUGAACCUCAGUCGAGCUCAGAGCCUGGUGUGGGGAGAAGGUGAAGGCCAUCAGUUUGGAUCUGUCUCUACCUGUCACAAUUCAACUUUCUUUUGCACAGACAGUGGAUUGGGAUGUCAUUACCUUCACUUCCACAAGGGGGAGUGUGUCACUGAUCAGUAUCUGGAUGGCUGCCACAUUUUCAAACCCCUAGCAAAUGCUAGUGAAUGCUGGAAAGAGGAGAAUGAGAGGAGUGGACUGACUGAAGGGAGUGGAGAGAUAUAUGGCUCAGACAGCCGCUGUUUCAUAUCCAACCUCACCAGACUGAAUAAUGCAUCUGCUAGUGCACCAGUGGCAGGUCACUGUUACAGACACAGAUGCACUGGAAUAAACAAAUAUCAAAUUCAGGUGAUGGGUUCUGAUUGGUUGGAUUGUCCAGCAGGAAAGAGCAUUGAGGUGUCUGGUUAUGAGGGUUUCAUUUUCUGCCCAGACAACAGAAUAUGUAAAUAUUCUGAUUUAGCUCCUACUACAUCAAGACAGAAGGCAGCUGACCAUCUAAAUGCAGGCACAUUCAUUGAAAGUGAUGAUGAUGUGAUCAAGAAAGACAGGUCCACUCCUCGUCCCAGUUUCAUCCGUCGCUCCUCAGCCACAGUGUCUAAGGUCAUUGUGGCAGCAGUGCUGAGCUUCAUGGCUGCUUUCUCUCUACUGCCUGCUGGAAUGCACGUCUACAGGAAGUGUUCAUCAGUCAGGGUCAGAGUACAUGCCGUCAAUGAGCCUUCAUACAUGCCACAGAUGCCACAAACUCAAUGCAUCAGUACGAACUGAUAGUAGUGGACAAAUAAAAUUCAGAAAGUUAAAAAUAAGUAAAUAAAUUAUAACAAAUAAUUAAACAUCUUUUGGAAUACAUGUAUUCAAAUAUUUUUAUGAUGCAGAUGAUAAAGGUGUGGUGUGAUAACAUAGAUUUUUACAAUGGUCAUAAACUUUCCUUAGUUCAAGUCCUUUGAUAAAUCUUGCGUGCACAUGAAAGAUGAUGUUUGUCUUUGAUUUAAACACGACUUCGACUUACUCUCCACUGAAAAAACAAAGAUUAUUAUAGAAUAUUAAGUUUUUUUGUAAAAUGUAUAGUUUAAAUAAAAAUUUUUAAAAUAUAUAAUUGACGUUGUAUAAACCAAUAGCCCUU